GGGAUAUUCUGUAAUGAAAGCAAGUUCUACACUAAUAUUUUUAACAAACAUCACUAGCCCAGGGAAUGGGAUUUCCUAAUACUUUGUGUUUUCUUGACCAUUUAGGUGCGUGUUCACAUGGCACUUCUGUAGGUAGAACAGAAAGUGGGUCCAACUUUUGAAAAUGAAAACUUGCUGUGGUACUGACACAAGUUUACUUCUUGUAAAUACUUCACCUUAAGUUCUUGCUGCAGAGUGACAAAAAUAGUAAUACUGCUUUUCAGAUGUUGGGGUAAUUCAUCUUAAUGUCCGCUAAUCACAUGGAAUCACAUAAGGCAGCCCCAGUCACCCACAUGCAUCACACACCAGUGCAGAACCAUCUGACACUCCACCUAUUCUUUCGAGCAGAAGGAACUACCACAACAUACUGGACAAAGCUAACAAUACUUCCACAGUCUUGCAGAAUGCAAAUUAACAGCCACAGAAAGGUUUUUGUUUAGACAUGGGGUUUUCAACAACACCGCCAACAGCGCUGCUGCAAGUUCUCGCGGUGUGUGUGAAGGAAAAUACUCCAAGGGCCAAAAUCCAAUUCAAGACUAGAAAUAUACCAGUAGACAUGAUGAGUGCCAAAGAAUAGUCCAAGGUGGCUCCACCUUUAGUGGAGUUGUUGAAUAAAUACUACAGUACUGUUGUGCCUAUUCAACUACAAAAAAAAAAAACAAAAAAAACUACAGCAAGUUCACAUGCUGACUCUUAUAAUCAACUGAACAUCAACUCGUCUACAUCUAAGGCACUGAACAGACAGAGUAAGUAUACAAAUAUUUACUCACUUGUCAGUUCAUUAGGUACACCUAGCUAAAACUAAUACAGUCUAAUGCAACAGUCCUGCAAUAAAUCCUCCAUUGCAAUGGUUAUAAUGUUUGGUUUAUGUUGAAAAAAGCAAAAGAGAAGAAAUACAUGUAUAAAAUGUUCUUUAAAAUGUUUCUAUUAUAUUAUUCUAGUAAACUGAUAUUUUUAUUGUCAUCAAAGACUGUUUAAAAAUAUUCAAUCACCUUUAUAAUCCAAAUCUUAUGUGUAUUUUACAGACAAAGAAAAACUGUGAUUACAAACGUGUAUUUUUCCUACUGGGGAGAAGCCUGUCCCAUUAAAAGGCCUGGGGAACCCCUCAGACUGUUUUUAUGACCCACUCAGGCUCUGCGUCCCCACUGCCAGGAUUUACAUCCAGUUUUGAGCAGGACACAGGGAACAUCCGUGGCCCCGCCCCCACCGCCGGCUACGUCGUAGUCAUGGAGAAUGCGUCCCACUGUCGUCCAAUGAGAAGCGUCGCUGGGGCCAUGUGUGUAUUGUUUAAACUGCUCAAAUCAGACAGAGUUUCCAGACCGAAAGAACUUCCACCAAACUGAGUGAUGGCGGCCGCCGUGUCUGUUAGCGCAGCUGCCAAGGAUGAAAGCACAGACACAGGACUUAGUUUCGCGUCUCGUCCGCUUCAUGAACAUUACGACCUCGCUGCGGAUCACGAAAACUGGAUGGCCGGAGACCGCCGACAUCCCGAAAUCGAAGCCAGCGAGGAGGAAUCGACACCGGGACGCGAGUGUCAGCGGAGGGUCGACGAGGACCUGACAUCCCUGAGCCCCGAAGAGAUCGAGAGCCGCUUGGAGAGAACUCGUCGGGAGUUUUACAACCGUAGAAAAAUCAUCAUAAAAAACCUACCCUCCGACGUUAGCAAUCAGGAGGUCCAUGAACUGUUGGGCAGCUAUGACUUGAAGUACUGCUUUGUUGACAAAUACAAGGGCACAGCGUUUGUGACACUUCUCAACGGGGAGCAGGCGCAGUCUGCCAUCAAAGAGUUCCACCAGCAUGUGCUACGGGACAGGGAGAUCUCUGUGCAGCUACAGCCAACCGACGCCCUGCUGUGCAUCGCCAAUUUGCCCUGUGCUUUCACCCAGCAGCAGUUUGAGGAGUUAGUGCGACCCUUUGGUAACCUGGAGCGCUGCUUUCUGGUGUACAGUGCCUCCACUGGGCAUUCCAAGGGUUAUGGCUUUGUGGAGUACAUGAAGAAGGACUCAGCGGCCAGGGCCAAGUCAGAGCUUUUAGGAAAGCAGCUGGGCUCCCGCAUGCUGUACGUCCACUGGACUGAAGUGGGCUCCCUCACAUACCCAUUGCUGCACUCCAAAUGUCUGUGUGUGGACCGCCUGCCCCCGAACUUGCUGACAGCCCAAGACCUCCGCAACGCGCUGGCUGACACCCAUGCCCCAGUCUUCUGCCAGUUGGCUCAGGGACAAGAUGGAAGUUUUCGACGGUUUGCCGUUUUGGAGUUUGCCACCGCAGAGAUGGCCGAAGAGGCACAGCGACUCACUGAUGGCAGGCUGCUGGGCGGGACACACAUCAGGGUGUCCUUCUGUGCCCCUGGCCCUCCCGGAAGAAGCAUGUUGGCUGCUCUGAUUGCUGCCCAAACCAUGGCUGUGAACAGGGGAAAAGGUCUCCUCCCUGAUCCCACAGCCAUGCAGAUACUCACAGGCCUCAAUAACCCCGCUACCCUCAAGAUGCUGCUCAACCCACUGUCACAGGGACACAAGCAAGGCCUCCUUGGGGCAGCCCCUACGAUGCCACUCCUGGCCAACCCCGCCCUUUCUGCAGCCCUGCUCCAGCUGCUCAUUCAGAACCAGGCAAAGGCUCAGCAGCAAGCCUUUCUGGGAAAUCAUCUUCUGUGGGCUCAGGUGCUGCACAAUAAAGAAAACCCUCUAGUGCCUUGUGCAGGACUCAUUGGGGAGAAUCCUCUGGCUGCUCUGCCUGUCCAGCAGGGAGUCCAUCUGCUCGGAGACCUGCCCCAAGGUCUUGGUCUUCAGACUGAUCCUCUGGCCCCUUUAAAGCCAAUGCCACUUGGCAGAGCCCUCACAAGGGAGCAGGAGUCUCCCACAGCAGCAUGCACCUUCCCCCAGACUUCCUCUCCCACCCUGCAGGGCAUCUCCAUGCCCCUGAUGGGUGGCAUGAUGGGGGCAGAUGGCCUCACAGCACAAGGGGUGUCCAUACUAGGAGAUCCUCCCAAAGAUGUGAAUCUUCCCCAGAGUGCCUUCCUCAGUGUCAGCAAUGUCUUUCCCUCAGCAGGAAGCUGCAGACCUCACCCCUAUAGGAAGAGGCCUACACUAAGUAAUGUGUCCAACCAAUACACACACCAGAGCAUACAGCCGAAUUACAACCUACGCUACCAGGAUUCCUACAGCCCUGAAUACUCUCCUCUACACCAGGAUCCCUUAGCCCACUUGUAUGAACAACAGGAGAACCUUGAUGCUGGGGCCUUGGCAGGAUUCGGACAGCAGCCCUCUCGCCACCCCGACUACAGCGAGCGGUUUUCCCACUACAGUUUCCCUCCCAGUCCACCACUGUCCUCAUACUUCAGCUCAGGGCCUGAGGCCUCCAGCAACGGGAGCCUCCCUACUACCCAGCUCAACAGGGCUGUAGGAAUGCCUCCUGUGAGCCACACCACUAACUAUCCCCCAGGCCUGGGGAAUGCUGUGAAGACUCCCAUUGGUAGCCACAAGCGUGUGUUCUCCCGGCUGAUCCCAUCCCCGGAGCCAAGCCCAGAGGGUGGCUACGUGGGCCAGCACUCCCAAGGUCUUGGUGGCCAUUACGCAGACUCCUACCUUAAGCGAAAGCGUAUAUUCUAAAUACAGCUGAAUGCUUCUUGCUGUAUGAGUAGCCAUUCAACAGCCAGGACAUGAUGGCAUCUCCUCCAGUAAACUUAGCUCAGCAGUCCUUGGAUUUGUCUCCUGUGUGCUCCUGUGAAUGACCCCUGGAGGGCGCUGAGGAGUGCAGCCUGUUGCUAUCUGGACAUAUGUCACU
Messenger RNA from Toxotes jaculatrix (banded archerfish), 3819 nucleotides. It is a transcript of the gene raver1, whose product is annotated as ribonucleoprotein, PTB-binding 1. Gene Ontology annotation, molecular function: mRNA binding. Gene Ontology annotation, cellular component: cytosol. The transcript has 15 exons. The record is from RefSeq and is a predicted model, not a curated record. NCBI's taxonomy places the organism in Eukaryota, Metazoa, Chordata, Actinopteri, Toxotidae. Bases 1386 to 3644 code for a protein of 752 amino acids.